This is a messenger RNA of Mucor mucedo, 1795 nucleotides long. RefSeq lists its product as uncharacterized. The coding region runs from base 1 to 1686 and encodes 561 amino acids. Lineage: Eukaryota; Fungi; Mucoromycota; Mucoromycetes; Mucorales; Mucoraceae. The record is from RefSeq and is a predicted model, not a curated record. The transcript is spliced from 10 exons.
AUGUGCGUUAACUACCUUGUUUUUGUUGGUCAGCAACGUGGCUUGCCAUCCACUGAGAUUGUUUCUCCAGUUGCAAUCGAUUGCCAAUGUGGUAGUAAAAAAGUACUUCUGACAAAGACCGUCAGAAUAAGCAUUAAUUUUGAUGGGUAUGUUUCCUGCUUCGCCCACAGACCACAAAAUGCCAUUCAUUUGGGUUUGUUGGGCUAUUUUAAUGAAGUUCGAAACACCUUGAAGUCUUCUUCUGAGGGUAUUACAAAGUUGUAUAACAACUUGCAAGGAAAUCCACUGACAUCCUUGUCAGUGAACAACUUCCGGACCGUAUUCAACUUGUACAACAAGGUCAUUUUGUUGACAGAAGAAAUGGUGAACGAUCGAUCUUUGUUGAAAGAUCAGGCGAUGUGCUGUCCUGCUUGUCCUAGUAGGGACUCCAUCCACCCAAUGGAUCGCAUUUUCAUUACUAUGGAUGGGUGCUUUAGUAUGAAAUGUAAGUCGAAAGCAAGUCCUCUUGAUCAACUUAAUUUGGUCAACACCGUGGAGAACGCAUGGUUGAAGCCUGAAUGUGUUGAGCUUUAUAAGAAGGAAAAAGCUCCUAAAGACGCUCUCAUGAAUGAGAACACAUUCAGAGCUGCAGGUAAUGGCGCCUCAUACAAGUCAAAGCUGUAUCCCGUAAAAGGAAUUUUUACGGUUUCAUGCGCGCGCCAUGACCUCACCCUAAAGAUGGUGGAUAUGGAUAGUGGUGAAGGAUUCAAAUAUCCACUAUCUGACAAGGACAGCAUUGUUACGCCCGUUAAUUUGAUGUACGACAUCAUUUGUGUCUUGGAGAAGUCGUUGACCACUCACUUCCCGUACUUGACUGCUAACGGCACUCUUGCACUCCCCGUUUUUCAUGCUUAUGCGCAUGUUAUUAGCUGUCAGUCCAGCUUUAAUUCUAAAAACAUUGAAUCGUACGGCAGGGCUGACGGCGAGGCAUCGGAACGUUUAUGGUCUUCACUCAGACCAUUCGUCACCAUUACACGUCCGAUGUCUCAGGCCAACAGAAGGCUGACUCUUACGUUGGCCAUCCGCCAUCGUAACAUGGAAAAAAAAUUGGGGAAUGGUGUCUUGUACGGGAAGUACAAAAAUACCAAGAAGAUCCUGGCGGCAGGAUUAAUCAAGUUGAAGGAUGUCAAUCAGGAGGAGAUUUCGUUGGCUUGGGAGAGGCAUCUGGCGUUGACUCGAAGCGGCAAGUCGUGCAGCAAAAUCUGGAGUGAUUGGCCACCAUCACUGGGAUCUGUAACAAGAUUUUAUCUUUUGGAGUCGAUCUUGUUCAGAUUUAGAGUUAAAAUGUAUGAAAACUCUACCGGUACCAGCAAUGCGGCCAUUGACAGAUUAGAUGGUGUAUUAACGGUAUCGGCCAGUGAUGGUAGUAUCAAGGUAGCUGGGGAGACCUUCUUCAUGCAACAAAUCAAAGACAUCGAGAAGAAGCAGGAGAAGGUCCUUGAUGAAAUUAGGCAAACAAUACCUAAUUUCGUACCCCACGCCUAUGCCGACUUGUCCGCUGAAACAGCCCAGCUCUCCCUUGGAUCUUGGGAAGAUUUCGUCCAACGAAAAAAGUUGCUUUUCAAGGAUGCUAUGCGCGCCAACCUGCAAGCUUACAAGUUUACCACCAGCUUGAUGUUCAAAUCUGGACAUAUUGGUAAGUCCUAAUUUUUUGUUUGUUGUUAUACUUAAAUUCUAAAUAUUGUAAUACGUUAUAAGGUACAAAGCUUGCAGAUCAACAUGGCAAGGCCCUUGGAAAGCAACGAAAACUCCUGGA